AUGGCUGUUCUGGUUGGUUUGCUUUUGUUUUUUAUUGGAACUACACAGAUACAGGCUGACUUUUAUAACACUACACCUGGAACAACAUACAACGUUACAGUUUCUACAGUUUCUUCUUCCACAUACAGUUCGCCUGCCAGUAGAACAGUGACGACAAAUGUCACAAAUCCUGGGCCCCCUGCAUUACUUGCAGGUGAAAGAGUUGGCUCUGCUGGAAUUCUGCUGUCAUGGAAUACACCACAGCAUCCAAAUGGGAGAAUUCUGUCCUACAUUGUUAAAUAUAAAGAGGUCUGCCCAUGGAUGCAAACAGCUUAUACGCAGGUCACAUCAAAACCAGAUAGUCUGGAGGUUCUUCUAACCAAUCUUAACCCUGGAACAACUUAUGAAAUUAAGGUUGCUGCUGAGAACAGUGCUGGUGUUGGAGUAUUUAGUGCUCCUUUUCUUUUCCAGACUGCAGAAAGUGCUCCAGGUAAAGUAGUGAAUCUCACAGUUGAAGCCUUAAAUUAUUCAGCUGUAAAUCUGAUCUGGUUUCUCCCUCGACAACCAAAUGGAAAGAUAACUAGUUUCAAGAUUAGUGUGAAACAUGCAAGAAGUGGAAUUGUAGUGAAAGAUGUCUUGGUCAAAGUAGAAGACCUUCUGUCUGGGAGGUUACCAGAAUGUAAUGAUAACAGUGAAUCAUUUCUGUGGAGUACUACCACUCCUUCAACUACUUUUGGCAAAUCCACAAUUCCUUCAAGUACUACAGUUACAGCAAGUACAGAAGCACCUAGUCAAAUGAGCUCUGUUUGGAACGAACCCAUUAGUUUCAUCAUAACUAACCUGAGGGCAUAUACCACCUAUCUCUUUGAAGUCUCUGCAGUUAACACUGAAGCAGGUUACAUUGACAGCGCAAUUGUCCGAACACCGGAAUCAGUUCCAGAAGAUCCACCACAAAAUUUUGCCAAGAUCAACAUUACAGCAAAGUCUUUCUCAGUGAUGUGGGACCCACCAACCAUAGUAACAGGAAAAUUUAGUUACAGAGUUGAGCUGUAUGGGCCAUCUGGACAUAUUCUGGAUAAUAGUACAAAAGAUCAUAAGUUCGUAUUUCAUAACCUUGUGCCAUUUACAAUGUAUGAUGUGUAUGUCGGUGCAGAGACAAGUGCUGGUGUGGGACCAAAGACAAACCUUACGGUUUUCACUCCUGCAGAUGUCCCAGGUGCUGUAUCUGAUUUACAUCUAGUAGAAGUGGAAGCUACAUAUAUAAAAAUUGUUUGGAGAAAGCCACAACAACCAAAUGGAAUCAUUACCCAGUACAGAGUUAAAGUGCAUGUGCAAGAAGAAGAAGUUACACUGGAAAACAUUAUUCUCACUGGAAAAAAUAAGUAUUUGAUUGAUUCUUUGGAACCAUACAUGAUAAAUGAAAACAUGGAACCUUCUCCCACCUGGAAUUCAAUAGAAACAGCCAAUGAAUUAUAUGAAGGUUCAGGUGAAAUGUUUUCUAGUAUUCAGACAGCUUCCCCGGUGAUAUUUACAAGUGCGUCUGAUGAUCGUUUGCCUGCCAUAAAUGGUCCUUCAGAAUUACAUUCUACUUUGGGUGAUCAGUAUGCCACUGACAUUUUGGGUGAAGAACUGUCCUACGUUAUAAAGGGCCUUGCACCUUUCACAGACUACACAAUCAGUGUGUCUGCUUUCACUGCUAUUGGAGAAGGGCCACCAUCUGUUCUCACAGUCAGGACACGUGAGCAAGUUCCAAGCUCAGUGCAAAGUAUAUCUUAUAAGAAUAUUAGUUCCUCCUCUGUUUUGCUGUACUGGGAUCCUCCAGCAAACCCCAAUGGGAAAAUCAUCCAUUAUACCGUUUAUGCGAUGGAGCUGGAUACAAAAAGAGCAUUCCACAGAACAACUUCAAACAACAGCUUACUUAUGACAGGUUUAAAAAAGUACACCAACUAUAAAAUGAGAGUUGCGGCAUCUACUGUGAUUGGAGAAAGUGCUUUGUCUGAAGAGAAUGAUAUUUUUGUGAGAACCCCUGAAGAUGAACCAGACUCCCCACCCCAAAAUGUAGAGAUAAUAAAUGUAACUGCAACAGAGAUAAACCUGAAAUGGUCACCACCUGAGCAGCCUAAUGGUCUCAUAACUCACUAUGAAGUUCUAUACAGUGAUUCCAGUGAUUUAUUUGUGAGGAACACGUCGUAUACGAAUAUAUCACUUACUGAAAUGAUGCCAUAUACUCUCUACAACAUCUCAGUAAGGGCAUUCACUAGACUUGGCCAUGGGAAUCAGUCAUCUUUCCCACUUCUGGUGAGAACUUCUGAAACUGUUCCCGGUUCUGCACCAGAAAACAUAACUUAUUGGAACGUCUCAUCCACUGAAAUUGAGCUGUCAUUUUUUCCACCAUCCAUCCCCAAUGGCAUCAUACAGACCUACACAAUAUAUCUCAAGAGGACUAAUGGAACUGAGGAAAGAGUUAUAAACACCACUCAUCUGGUACUACGUAUUACAGAUUUGAAGAAAUAUACAGAAUAUAUGAUAGAAGUGUCUGCUAGUACUGUGUUGGGAGAGGGUCUUCGUAGUGCACCUCUGCAUAUACUGACUGAUGAGGAUGCUCCUAGUUCGCCUCCAGAAUCCCUCUCAGUAAAACAGUUGUCGGGUGUCACUGUGAAGUUGUCAUGGAAACCUCCACUGGAGCCAAAUGGAAUUAUCCUCUAUUACACAGUUUAUGUCUGGAAUAAAAUGUCAAAAAGGAGUGUUAAUGUAACAGAAACAUCACUGGAGUUCACAGAUCUGGAAAAUAACUCUGAGUAUAGUGCGUAUGUAGCAGCAAGUACAAGAUUUGGCGAUGGCAACAUAAAAAGUGAUACUGUAAUAUUCAGAACUUCUGAAGGAGCUCCAGGUGAUCCACCAAAAGAUAUUGUGUACAAAAACCUUACUUCCACAUCAAUAAUGCUAUUCUGGUCUCCUCCCCAAAAGCCUAAUGGAAAUAUACGAUACUACUCGGUUUAUUUCAAAAAUGAUUCAGGAAUAUUUGUACAGAAUUUCACAAAUCAUGAUAACGACAGCAAUGUCAAUACGUCCGCAUCUGCAGUUUUGGAUGAUUUGGCCAAAUACAGCCAUUAUACUCUAUGGUUAACUGCAAGUACAGCUCUUGGAGAUGGAAACAAAACCAGUGAAAUAAUAGAUGUGUAUACAGAUCAGGAUAUCCCAGAUGGUCCUGUUGAAAAUCUGGUCUAUCAAAACAUUUCCUCAUCUUCUGUAAAUGUAAGCUGGCUUCCACCAUCCCAGCCAAAUGGUUUAGUGUUCUUUCAUGUUUCACUAAGUUUAUUACAGCUGGGAACCAAUAAGAUAUUGUCUUUUCUUACUUACAAUACAAGCAUCAUUUUUGACAAUCUGGAGAAAUACACUGAUUAUGUUCUGAAAAUCACACCAGCUACUGAUAAAGGAUCUUCUGAACUUCAUGCUCUAAGUCUGCAUAUAAGAACUGAUGAAGAUGUCCCAGAAUCAGCACCUGUAAUCAAAACAUUUUUAAAUCUCUCAACUACCUCAGUGAUGCUUUCAUGGGAUCCUCCUGAUAAGCCAAGUGGUAUUAUAAUAAGUUAUGAUUUAAAUUUGUUUGGGUCAGAGAAGAAUAUUUCAUUCUCUACCACCAAUAAUUUUAUCAUCUUGGAAGACCUUGUACCAUCCACCUUAUAUAGUAUUUACACAGCUGCAAGAACUAUAAAAGGAUCUGGUCCAUCUUCUGUGCUUCAUUUCUAUACGGAUGAGUCAGUGCCAUUAGCUCCACCGCAGAAUUUGACCAUUACCAACUACACUGCAGAUUCUGUGUGGCUAAAAUGGGAUCCGAGUCCUCAGCCAAAUGGCGUUAUUACAAGGUAUAAUCUAAAGAUUUAUCAAAACGACACUGAAAAAAUAUUUUUUCAGAAUAUUUCAGGUUCAAACAAUGAGGUAAAGCUCGAUGGAUUAAAACCAUUCAGCACUUAUUUUAUCACUGUUUCUGCAUUUACAAAACUUGGAAACGGCAAUCAGUUCAGUAAUGCUGUCCAGUUUACAACAAUGGAAUCAGCACCAGAUAUUGUCCAGAAUGUUCAUUGUAUUGCGACAAGUUGGGAAUCGAUCUUCGUGCAGUGGGAGCCUCCUGCUUCAUCCAAUGGUGUGAUUACCUAUUACAUUGUAUCAGUUGAAGGAAGUUCUACAAUUUUUUCACCUAAUAUUACACUUCAUACUUUCCAAAAUCUGCUUUCAAAUAUUUCUUACCAGUUUAAAAUAAAAGCUGCAACAUCUGCUGGUGAUGGUGAAGAACAGAUAUGCAAUGCCAGUACACUUCCAGAAGAAGUUCCCAGUGCUCCCAGGGAUAUUGUUUUUUCCAACGUGCAAUCAACAAGUGUGACUUUGAAUUGGAGGUCACCGAAAUUGGUUCCUGGCUACUUUCAAAACUACAGGAUUACCACACAGCUACAGUCUAUCCACUGCAGUAACUGGGAAACUAAGGAAUGUAUUGAAGAUGAGAUUCAUCAGUAUUUAUAUGACAAAGCAGUCAGUGCCCAGAUAGAAGAGACGGUGUAUGGACUAAAAAAAUACAGAUGGUACAGAUUUGCAGUUGCUGCCAGUACGAAUGCUGGAUAUGGAAGUUCUUCUCCUUGGAUUUCUACACAAACACUUCCUGGCUCUCCAGAUGGUCCUCCAGAAAAUGUGACAGUGUUAGCUACAUCUCCUCACAGUAUCAAUAUCAGCUGGAGUGAACCUGUUGUCAUUACUGGCCCAACACGCUAUCUCAUAGACAUUACCUCAGUAGAUAAUGAAAAUUAUAAAGCCCAGUUUCUGAGGACGAAUGAUGAGGGUAAAAUAUUAGAAAUUUCUGAUUUAAAAGCAUUUACAAGGUAUUCUGUAGUAAUCAUUGCCUUUACGGGGGAUGUUAAUGCUGCAGCCAUUGAAGGCAAAGCUAGUUCUCCAGUAAUUGUCUCCACUUUUGAAGCAGUACCUGAAGACCCACCUAACAACAUAACAUUUCAGAAGAUACCUGAUGAGGUAACAAAGUUCCAAGUGACAUUUGUGCCACCGUCUGAACCAAAUGGGAAUAUUCAGGUAUAUCAAGCUAUGGUGUACAAUGAAGAUGAUCCUGCUGCUAUCCGGAUCCACAACCUUAGUGUCAUUGAUAAAACAGAUCAGUCAGUCACAGCCAUGAUAGAAGGACUGAAAGGAGGACAUACGUAUAACGUCAGUGUGUAUGCAAUUAAUGGUGCUGGUGCAGGGCCAAAAAUUCAGUUGAAAAUAACCAUGGAUAUCAAAGAACCACCAAGGCCUAAAAAGAAACCAACACCUGUUUAUGAUGCCAACGGGGCCUUACUUGUCACAGCAACAACAAUUACAAUCAGAAUGCCAGUAUGUUAUUACAGCGAUGAUCAUGGACCUAUCAAGAAGAUACAAGUUCUUGUUGUGGAAGCUGGAGCUCAGCAUGAUGGAAAUGUUACUAAGUGGCAUGAUGCAUACUUCAACAGACCAAGGCCAUAUUUUACAAAUGAAGGCUUUCCAAACCCACCAUGUAUAGAAGGAAAGGAAGAUCUGAGUGGUAAAGAAGAAAUAUAUGUUAUAGGUGCUGAUACGACAUGUCUGAUACCAGGCAGCAAAGACAAAAUAUGUAAUGGCCCACUGAAACCAAGAAAGCAGUACCUAUUCAAGUUCAGAGCAACGAAUGUUAAAGGACAGUUUACAGAUUCUGACUAUUCUGACCCUGUCAAAACUUUAGGUGAAGGGCGGUCAGGAAGAUCUGUGGAAGUUAUCCUUGCAGUUACUUUGUGUAUACUUUCAGUUGUUCUUCUGGUGGCUGCAGUCUAUGCUUUUGCAAGAAUUAGGCAAAAGCAAAAAGAGGGAGGGACGUACUCCCCACGAGAUGCUGAAAUUAUUGACACUAAGUUCAAACUGGAUCAGUUGAUUACAGUGGCAGACCUGGAGCUGAAGGAUGAGAGAUUUACACGGCCAAUAAGCAAGAAAUCCUUCCUACAACAUGUUGAAGAGCUUUGUACAAACAACAACCUAAAGUUUCAGGAAGAAUUUUCGGAACUUCCUAAGUUUCUUGAAGACCUUGCUUCAACUGAUGCUGAUCUACCUUGGAACAGGUCUAAGAAUCGUUUCCCAAACAUUAAGCCAUAUAAUAACAACAGAGUGAAGCUGAUGCCUGAUGCUGGUAUUCCUGGAUCUGACUACAUUAACGCCAGCUAUGUAUCUGGCUACUUAUGUCCAAAUGAAUUUAUUGCAACUCAGGGACCUUUACCAGGAACAGUGGGUGAUUUCUGGAGAAUGGUGUGGGAGACCAGAGCAAAAACUCUAGUGAUGCUUACGCAAUGUUUUGAAAAAGGACGGAUAAGAUGCCAUCAGUACUGGCCAGAAGAUAAUAAACCAGUGACUGUGUUUGGGGAUAUAGUGAUUACUAAAUUGGUGGAAGAUAUUCAGAUAGACUGGACCAUCAGAGAUCUAAAAAUUGAAAGGCAUGGAGACUGCAUGAUGGUGCGGCAGUGUAACUUUACCUCGUGGCCAGAACAUGGAGUCCCUGAAACUACUGCACCAAUUAUCCACUUUGUAAAACUUAUCCGUGCAAGUCGAGCACAUGAUAAUACGCCGAUGGUGGUUCACUGCAGCGCUGGUGUUGGAAGGACAGGUGUUUAUAUUGCUCUUGACCAUUUAACACAACAUAUAAAUGACCAUGAUUUUGUGGAUAUCUACGGCCUUGUAGCUGAGUUAAGAAGUGAAAGAAUGUGCAUGGUGCAGAAUCUGGCACAAUAUAUCUUUUUGCAUCAGUGUGUCCUGGAUCUGCUGACAAGCAGGGGAAGUAGCCAACCAAUCUGUUUUGUAAAUUAUUCAGCGCUUCAAAAGAUGGACUCUCUGGAUGCCAUGGAAGGUGAUGUGGAGCUUGAAUGGGAAGAAACUACCAUGUAAAUACUAAGACUAAAUAUUAAAGAUGAGAUUUUGAAAGUCAAAGUCAUAUUUUUCUAAGCAAAAGGGCCAAAGUACACUCCCCUAUUUUGAUGAUUGAAACAGACACAAACAAUUGAAACAGCUCUUCUCCUAUCAAUGUGCCUUCAUAAGUAUGUUGAAGUAUUUUAUUCAGAUCACUGAGCAAUAAUGCUAUGAAGUACUUUUGCACAGACUGCACUUCUGCUGUUAUAUGAGUACUAUACUCAGUAUGUACGUAUUUAAAUAGGAAGUGUUUGAACAUAUUCCUUUUUUCCAUUUAUCUUUGUAAAUGAGGAAAAAUGAGCCAAAGAAGAUGUCAAAAAAAAUAAUUGUAUUCCUGGUGAACUUAUUUUUGUGUGAAUUUGCUGUGUUCAUUGUGUUUUGGUUUUAAGUAAAAGUUACAGUUCCUUGAA
Coturnix japonica (Japanese quail) is the source of this 7334-nucleotide messenger RNA. Lineage: Eukaryota; Metazoa; Chordata; Aves; Galliformes; Phasianidae. The record is from RefSeq and is a predicted model, not a curated record.